Clarias gariepinus (North African catfish) is the source of this 3968-nucleotide messenger RNA. RefSeq lists its product as uncharacterized. NCBI's taxonomy places the organism in Eukaryota, Metazoa, Chordata, Actinopteri, Siluriformes, Clariidae. The transcript has 4 exons. Bases 699 to 2516 code for a protein of 605 amino acids. The record is from RefSeq and is a predicted model, not a curated record. Gene Ontology annotation, biological process: regulation of transcription by RNA polymerase II. Gene Ontology annotation, cellular component: nucleus. Gene Ontology annotation, molecular function: DNA-binding transcription factor activity, RNA polymerase II-specific; RNA polymerase II transcription regulatory region sequence-specific DNA binding.
UUAAGCGAAGCGUCAACUUUUUCAUAGCACCUUUGGUGGAUAGCAGUGCAGCGUAUUACUGCUAAACAGAAUCGCUUCCGCCGCAUUUGUGUGGUAAAAUGAAUCAACACCACACACAAGGACGGCAAAACGUUGAAAUCACGAAGAAUUAAAGCGAAAUCUAAUGAGGGGAAUAUAGUGUCUACUGUAUUUUGGCAUCAGUUGGCUGAAGAGUAGACUGUGCAGCAAAUAAUCCAGCCUUUGCCAUCAAAAUUGAGCUCAGACGCAUCCUGUUUUCCCUGAUCAUCCUUGAGAUGUUUCUGCAGCUUAAUUGGAGUCCACCUGUGAUGAGAUCCUGACCAAGACCAUGAGCCAGAGAAAGAAAGGAAUACCUUAGUGCUUGACAUCUAAUUUUUCUGAAUCCCAGAUUUCAGUCUUGGUUUUCAUCUGUGCUUCAGGGAUCAUGGACUUAAUGAAUAGAUACCUUCCUUGAUAGAAGUGACUGGAAAGAAUUACUGGAACUUUGUAACAUGUGAGCAUAAAGGAGAUCUCUUAAACCAUGUAGUUAAUUUCAAAUGGAAAGUUAAUUGGAUUUGCAUAUCUACAGUUUCCCAUUUUUUCUUCAGGAACAAUUGAAUGUCAUAUUUAUCCCAUACAAGUUAUCUCUCUUUUGUUAAAUGACCUUUAUCAGAUUUUAAGCAAGUUUUGGUUAAACAGAAAUGGCGUACCAGUCACUUGAAGUUUUAACUGGAAAUGAUUUCAUCUGCACAGAGUGUGGUGAAGGGUUUGGCCAGUACCCAAAACUAAUCAAUCACAUGGCUAAUCAUGGACCCAUUGGACCAUUUUCUUCCACUUCUGAAACUUCAACUAAUGGUUGUGAUAAACUUAUUGAAUUUGCACUUCAUGAAAAUGGAACACUCACAGUGGUUGAUAGAGCUGCUUUGUCAAACUUCUCAUUUCUAUUUGGAAAACCCAUGUCAAAGCUGUUAUCGAACCAAGCACAUUGUCAGGAUCCCUUGCCUUCAAGCAAAAUGGCAGAAAAAGACCAUACCCAGUGUAGAUGUGAGAGAUGUGGUCAAGUGUUUAGGAGCCAGAAAAGUUUGCAACAACAUCAGCGAUAUCGUCCCCUUGAGCAAGGGUUUAAAUGUACCCUAUGUUGCAAAGUUUUUUAUGAUCGAGAGAGCCUUCGUGGGCACCUCCAGAAACAUGCUCAUGAACGUUUUUACAGUUGUGGACAUUGUGGGAAACGAUUCUUGAGACAAGAGACCCUUUUUUUACAUCAGAAAGAAUGGCAUGCAUCACUUGGAUCUAAGAGUUUAAGUAAAUUCGAUGAGGACCGUGAAAAUGGUAUAGAUAAAUCAUAUCCUUGCAAGAUUUGUGGCUUGCGUUUUUUUUGGCUGUCAGACUUGCAGAGCCAUUUGAUUAAUCAUUCUCAUGUCAGCAAAGCAAAUGAUGAUCUUACACAAAAAGAAAAUAUGCAGGGACAGGAUGAUGUUAGCCCUAAGAAAAAUGCCUCCCAUACUCCUGAUGAUUCAAAUGACCGUUCAUAUCGUUGUGGCUUGUGUGGAGGACACUUUAAUUGCUUGUCAGAUUUGAAAGAGCAUCACCUUUCAGAACAUCCAGAGGAGGAUUCUUCUGAACCAGCACCUGAGAUUAAACGACAGUCUGUUAAUUAUUAUGGUAUAAUGCGUCAAAUGGUUUCAAAACACCAAACACAAAGAAUGGAUUUAUUGAGGCCACGGAUGAGAGGUAGACCAAGAGGAGGUGCUUCUAGAGGUAAUCCACAUUCUAAGGUAUUCCCUUGCAAACAAUGCCAUCGUGUUUUUGUGCACUCCAGUAGCCUUUCCCGUCAUAUGCGAUACCACAAGGGCACCCUUCAUACAUGCCUUUAUUGUGGUAGACACUUUCCACAAAGAUGUGAUGUUACAAGGCAUGUUGCUAUGUACCAUAGUUCAGACAUAAAGCUUAAGGCCGAUGUUGAAAAAGUAGACCAGGAAGAUGAAAGUGUUACGCAUGAAUCACCAAAAACUCAGACAAGUAAUGAAAGUGAUCAUGAAGGUGAAAACAGUGAAGACCAGCAGUCACCAAAACCACAAGACAAAGAAGAGUUGCAAGAUACACAAGAGCCCUCUCAAAUCAAGCCACGCAUGAUGUACAAAUGCAAAGACUGUUGUCGAGUCUUUAGGCUACUUAGCGUAUUUCAGCGACAUGUGCGCAACCAUAGAAUACACCCUCCUCGGGUGCUGCUAUUCUGUCCUCGUUGUCCAUGUCGCUUCACCUUCCGCUCUGCUCUAGAGCGCCAUCUAGAGAAUCAUGAUAAAGAAGGGUCAGAGAAGCAUGGUCAGGAACCAUCUUCACCUGCAGAGGCCAAUAUGGAGUAUGUAGAAAAUGAAGACGAUUUGAGUGUUGAAAGGAGUGAGUCAGAACCUGAUUCAAAAGAGAGUCCAUCAACAGAUGUAUUGUAUGAAUGCACUGAAUGUACUGAGACCUUCACAGAGCUACAGCUAUUCCUCAAACAUCAAAGUACUCAUAGUUGAAAGAUAUUUGUAGAGACGAUAAUAUAUACCUUAAACAGUUGAUUUACCUGUUUGAUACAAUGCCACAUCUGCUUGAUAUACUGAUUUUAAAAUCAUGCUUUUUUGAGAGAGUAUGGUCAGAUCUUGGGUCAGAUCAAAGACAAUGCUAAUUUGAUACUUGAAAAUUGGUACUUGGACACAUUUGUUUCCUACAGUGCAAAUUCAAACUCCAUAAUUUUUCCUCUGUUACUGCUAACCUUCAAUUGGUUCUUUAUGAAAACUCAGAACAGCUUAUAUCACCUUUGCAGUGCAUACUUAUUUGAUAUUGAAUGUCUUCAGAGCUGCCAGGUAUUGGGGUCCAAAUCCAAGACAAUCUCACUGAUUUUAUUUAUUUUUAUUUUUUAUUUUGAUGAUAAUUACUGUAAAACAAUAUACUAAAUAUAGACGCACCUUAGUCUGUAUAGUUUUUCCCCUUCUCUGUUUUCCUAUAGAAAGCCAUGAUUAAGCUAUUGGAUGGAAAUUUAAAUGUUUGCAUUAUUUCAACAAUUUAUAAAUCAAGUGUGCCACCAAUAUUUGUCUAAACAGUAUUCUGUUUACAUACCCUUCUUUAAAUACAGAGAUGACACUAAAAAAAAGUACUGCUAAAUGUUUUGCUGACACCCAAUAUGUACCAUUACAAACAGCCUAGUCAUGUGUUUUGGUUCUGACUGACAUUAUUGUCAGAAGUCUAGGCUGGAUUUGGUUGCUUGCAACAAUAUUUGUCCAAACCCAGGGUAUGGUGGUAAUUAAAUUUACUCAUGCAGUGCGUACUGCAGAUUUUAAGGGCUUCCUUGGGAAUUAUUGGGCAACUAGACAGGCGAAAAAAAAGCAUGCUUGUCUGCAAAAUGUGACUACAGUCCCAAAGGUAGUGUAUUUAAUUUUAAAAAAGUACCUUUAAUAUAAUCACUGUAAUUGCAGUUAGGACACAGAUACACAUUUGAGGACAACUCGGUCAUGACAUUUCCUUUAACCUUAUCCUUUUUGGGCUGUAUAUGCAAAGCAGGGCCUAAAGAUUUGGACUGGCUGGUUGCAAUUCAACCAGCUCAUUUUGGGACAUUGUCUUUUGGUCAAUGAGAAACCUUUGUGCCUCGAUGUGAACAACUUUAUCUGAAAAUUCCCUGGGAGUAGUAAACAUAUAACCAUUGUUUGAGAAUAAAUGUAUUGCUGGUGGGUCCAAAGGCACAGACUAUGUUAUUCAGGGAAUACCAAGGUCUACAAUGAAGUACAUGUGAUUUUCUUUAGUCCAACACUCCAGUAUAAUGUCUCACUUUAUGAACAUGUCCUUCACAGGCAGAUUGAGGAAACUUACCAAAUGGCCAUCUUAUUUGUUUGUGGUAAUUGAGUAAUUUCUUUCUUUUUUUAAUAAUGACUGAAACACAACUACAUAUCUCUUGUGUACUCGUAUUAAUAAAAAUGAUCUGACAUCAUGAAGAA